Anneissia japonica is the source of this 1177-nucleotide messenger RNA. RefSeq names its product stAR-related lipid transfer protein 6-like. Gene Ontology annotation, molecular function: lipid binding. The record is from RefSeq and is a predicted model, not a curated record. NCBI's taxonomy places the organism in Eukaryota, Metazoa, Echinodermata, Crinoidea, Comatulida, Comatulidae. The coding region runs from base 66 to 716 and encodes 216 amino acids. The transcript is spliced from 5 exons.
UGGUGGUGGUCGUAGUGUAGGUAUGCAUUCUUGAACAUAGGAUUAGGCGGUACACCAACGUCAACAUGGACUACAAGGCUGAAGCCGAGCAUGCCUAUGAGGAGCUCGUGAAAAUGAUAGAAAGAGACUGGGGAAAGGAGAUAAAGAGUUCUAAAGACCACAAAGUAUAUCGCAUGAAGUCUGAACUUUUCAAUGGUUAUGCGUAUAAAUGCGAAUACACAGUUGAAAUGUCGCUGUCCGACUAUCUGGCCCUCGUCAGCCCGAAGUGCUUCGGAGGAUAUAUCGAAGACGUCGAUAGUAUUGUUAAGGCUGUCCAGUGUCUCUUGGAAGUAUCUGACGACAUCAAAAUCCUGAAGAGCGUGUCCAACUCACUUGCCAUGGGACUGAUAUCGAGCAGAGAGUUCAUAGAUAUUCUGUAUAUCAAACGGUUUGCAGACAACGAAAAUAAAGUUGCUUUUGUAGUGUGCGAGGCAAAAUAUGAUGCCCCAGUUGAUCCGAAAAUAGUUCGCAGCAAACACUACCCUAGUGGCAGUCUGAUUAAUGUGAUCGAACAAGGGGGUAAAAAGAUUCUGGAAAUCAAACAGAUUGAGCACUUAGAUUUCAGUGGAAAGGUACCAACCUCAGUGCUUGACUCAUUCGUCCCCGGGGAAUUGUUCAGUCGGGGCAAUACGCUGAAGAAGAAUCUUAAGAAACUAGAAAAAAUUCGUUCUAAAUAGACGGAUGAUAUCGACAGACAGUGAUCUUGCCAACAAGAAUGCUAACAGUCAAAGAAACUAAGAAACUGAUAUCAGAAACUGAACUAACCAAUCAGGGGCCCGUGUAGAAACUUUUCGAGAGCAAAUGUGACUCAAUGAGAUGACGUAUGUCUAUGGGUGGUGAAUUAACCUAUCAGUUAAGUUCAGACAAGCGGAACAAAUAUCGCUAACCUGAGUCUCGUGAAGAAAUUUCAAGAUACGCCGAGAAGCUACUAAGAAAAUGAUUUUAAAACGACUAUCAAAAUCAAGCCGUGCCUGGUUUAAAAUUGUAUAGGAAUUUAGAAAAUUGAGUGUCAUUUUGUGAAAUUUACAUGUUGCGCUGUUUAUACUUGUGUUAAAAUUCAUACACUAUAUUAGAUAAUAAUAAUAAUAAUAAUAAUAAUAAUAAUAAUAAAUGAAUGAAUUUCACUGUAAAAGAGAAA